CCUCUGUCUUUAAGAACGGUUGCUGUGCGCUUCUCCGCCACAGGAGAGCGCGGAUGUAACACAUCCAGUACCGGGGGGCGUUUCACUGUGUUAAAUCAGGACAAAGUGAAGGAUCCACGAGAAAGGAGGAGAGUGAUAAAGGAGCAAAUCGGAGUUUGCAGUGACAAUGUCUCGUAAGGAGAGUUCCCCCCGAGCGCAGAGUGAGCGACUGCUCAUUAAAGGAGGGUGUGUGAUUAACGAUGACCAAUCGUUCUUCGCUGACAUCUAUGUGGAGGACGGAGUCAUAAAGCAGCUGGGCGAAAAUGUGACUGUGCCAGGUGAUGUACGGGUGAUAGAGGCGGGGGGCCGGCUGGUGAUGCCCGGUGGUAUCGAUGUAAACACCUGUCUGCAGAAGCCUUACCUGGGCACCAUGCCAGCUGAUGACUUUUAUGAGGGCAGCAGAGCCGCCCUCGCUGGAGGAACCACCAUGAUCAUUGACCAUGUGUGUGUACAGCGGGGUGAGUCUCUGUUGCAGGCGUUUGAGAAGUGGCAGGAGACUGCAGACAAGAAAAGCUGCUGCGAUUUUUCACUCCACGUGGAUGUUCCAGACUGGAAUGAUACGAUCAGAGAAGAGCUCCACACGCUCGUCCAGGAGAAAGGUGUCAACUCUUUCCAGGUUUUCAUGGCUUACAAGGAUGUGUGUCAGCUGUUUGAUUCACAGCUGUAUGAGGUGAUGGAGUGUCUGAGGGAUUUAGGUGCAGUGGUUCUGGUUCAUGCGGAAAAUGGAGACCUGAUUGCUCAGGAACAGAAUAAGAUUCUCAGUCUGGGUAUCACUGGACCAGAGGGACAUGUGCUGAGCAGGCCAGAGGAGCUCGAGUCUGAGGCUGUGUUCCGAGCUGUAACGCUUGGCAACAGCACUAACUGUCCUGUGUACAUCACCAAAGUGAUGAGUAAAGGAGCUGCUGACAUUGUGGCUGCAGCCAGGAAGAGAGGGUCUGUGGUGUUUGGGGAGCCAAUCACAGCCAGCAUAGCUUCGGACGGCACACACUAUUGGAGCAAAAACUGGGCCAAAGCUGCUGCGUUUGUGACAUCACCACCCCUCAGCCCAGACACCACGACCCCAGAUCACCUAACCUCCAUGUUGGCCUGCGGGGAGCUGCAGGUGCUUGGCAGUGCACAUUGUGUGUACUCCAUUUCCCAGAAAGCGAUUGGGAAGGAUGAUUUCACUCUUAUUCCUGAGGGAACCAAUGGCAUAGAAGAGAGAAUGUCCUUCAUCUGGGACAAAGGAGUGGCUGCUGGGAAGAUGGAUGAGAAUCAGUUUGUUGCCGUGACAAGCACCAAUGCAGCGAAACUCUUUAACCUUUACCCCCGUAAGGGCCGUGUGGCUGUGGGCUCUGAUGCUGAUCUCAUCAUCUGGGACUCAGACAAGAUCCAAACCAUUACAGCCAAGUCUCAACAUUCGAUGGGGGAGUUUAAUAUCUUUGAGGGACAGGAGGUUCGGGGAGGACCACAGGUCGUGCUGAGUCAGGGUCGGGUUGUUUUUGAUAAUGGCACCCUCAACGUCCAGCCAGGAUCCGGACGCUUCAUUCCGCGUAAAGCCUUCCCUGACUAUGCCUACCAGCGCAUUCGCAUGAGGAACAAGGUCUCUGCCCUGCAACCAGUUUCCCGUGGCGUCUAUGACGGGCCUGUCUGUGAUGUUCCUCCUACACCUAAAUACUUAACUCCUGCACCUUCUGCUAAAACUUCACCUGCCAAGAACCAGCCUGCUCCAAUCAGAAACCUGCACUUGUCCAACUUUAGCCUGUCAGGGCCGGAAUACCCACAAGCUUCCCAGGCGGAUGAGAAUGGCCCCCGCCGGGCCUGCCACCGCAUUGUGGCGCCCCCCGGAGGACGCUCCAGCAUCACCAGUUUGGGCUGAGAGAAAACAGCUCUCUCAACUUACUCACAGUGAAACCAAUGGUGCUUAUUGCCUCUGCCCAGAGAAACCUGGAGCAGAAGUGUUAGUGUGUGUGUUUAUUACUGCAUGUGGAUAGUGGGUUACCUGCAUGUCAAGUCUGAUGCUGCUGUUAAGUGCUUCUAGUGUUCUUCUCUUGGAUGAGAUAUGACCCUACACGUUCUUUAAAGGAAUACAGUUUUUCAGUUUAAUCUUUAUCUGCCACAUCUGUGUUGUUUUGUAUAUUACCACGGACAAUAAUUUUGACGCAUCUGCUUUUCCCUUUUCCCAGAAAAGCCAAUAAGUUGAAAAUCACUUAAUUUCCAGUGAACACUAUUAAGCACAGGUUUCUUUUUUAUCGUCAGGAAAAAGCACAAAACUUCAUUUAACAGAAAAUUAACCUAACUGUCUAACCUUUGCUUUUAUCACAGCUUGCGUGCUUUCAGGUUUUCAAAGGAAUCUGCAGGAAGUGUUCUUCCACACCUCCAAAAGUCAGUUAAACAAGUUAGAAUUUUUUGGGUUCACAUGAUUUAAGUAAUCUUAAAAACACAGAAUGAUGUUGAGGACUGGACUCUGGGGUAGUCAGUUCAUUGUUCUCAGAGCACUAGCAGUUUCUUUGAUUUGCAGAUUUUCUUUUUUUGUCAAUUUCCUUUUUUCAGUAACUGCUUCUUGACAGCUACACAUUCUUGAUUUUCUCAAUUGAUUUUCUCCUCUCUCUCAAAGAUGAAAGCUGUUUAUCUUUUGGGGACAGUUUUGGUGUUGUUACGAGUCCUCUUUUCUUUAUGUCUUUUAAUCAAUUUUUGAACUCCACUUUUCAAAAGUCCUGUUUUUCAUUUGACUUUGCUAUAGAUGUGGCAGAUGGAGAUUAGGGUGAAAAAUGCUGAAGUAUUCCUUUAACCCCUAAAAAUCCGACCAGAGAAAGUGUCUGCAUCUGUAACUGUUUUGUAGGAUGUUAAGGAGAUUUUACUUUGAGUCUAGGACCAAAAUACCAACAAGGUCCCAGAGAUCUUGAAGCAAAACCCAAAUUUCUGUAUCUUUACUGCUGUUUUUGUACCUGUUUUUUAAUUUAUUAUAGACACCAUAGC
Messenger RNA from Colossoma macropomum (tambaqui), 2997 nucleotides. Its product is annotated as dihydropyrimidinase-related protein 1-like. The transcript has 15 exons. Gene Ontology annotation, cellular component: cytoplasm; cytosol. Bases 167 to 1897 code for a protein of 576 amino acids. Lineage: Eukaryota; Metazoa; Chordata; Actinopteri; Characiformes; Serrasalmidae. The record is from RefSeq and is a predicted model, not a curated record. Gene Ontology annotation, molecular function: hydrolase activity, acting on carbon-nitrogen (but not peptide) bonds, in cyclic amides.